This is a messenger RNA of Phyllostomus discolor (pale spear-nosed bat), 1984 nucleotides long. RefSeq names its product chaperonin containing TCP1 subunit 2 (gene CCT2). The transcript has 16 exons. NCBI's taxonomy places the organism in Eukaryota, Metazoa, Chordata, Mammalia, Chiroptera, Phyllostomidae. Gene Ontology annotation, molecular function: ATP hydrolysis activity; ATP-dependent protein folding chaperone; ATP binding. The record is from RefSeq and is a predicted model, not a curated record. Gene Ontology annotation, biological process: protein folding. The coding region runs from base 125 to 1732 and encodes 535 amino acids. Gene Ontology annotation, cellular component: chaperonin-containing T-complex; cytosol.
CUGCAUUCUAGCCGAGGCCCCGCCCCCUGCAGUAGAGCUGUGGCGUCACGUCCGGCUUCUCUUUCCUCUGAUUCCCUGCCGCGAGCUGUGAGAGAGUAUCGUGAGUGGCCAACUUGUCGGAAUAAUGGCGUCCCUCUCCCUUGCACCUGUCAACAUUUUCAAGGCUGGAGCUGAUGAAGAGAGAGCAGAGACAGCUCGUCUGUCUUCCUUUGUUGGUGCCAUUGCUAUUGGAGACUUGGUGAAGAGCACCUUGGGACCCAAGGGCAUGGACAAAAUUCUGUUAAGCAGUGGUCGAGAUGCCUCUCUUAUGGUGACAAACGAUGGUGCGACUAUUCUGAAAAACAUUGGUGUUGACAAUCCAGCAGCUAAAGUUCUAGUUGAUAUGUCAAGGGUUCAGGAUGAUGAAGUUGGUGAUGGCACUACUUCUGUUACUGUUUUAGCAGCAGAAUUACUAAGGGAAGCAGAAUCUUUAAUUGCAAAAAAGAUUCAUCCACAGACCAUCAUUGCAGGUUGGAGAGAAGCCACAAAGGCAGCAAGACAUGCUCUGUUGAAUUCUGCAGUCGAUCAUGGUUCUGAUGAAGUUAAAUUUCGCCAAGAUUUAAUGAACAUUGCGGGAACAACAUUAUCCUCAAAACUUCUUACUCAUCACAAAGAUCACUUUACUAAGUUAGCUGUGGAAGCUGUUCUCAGAUUGAAAGGCUCUGGUAAUCUGGAGGCAAUUCAUGUCAUCAAGAAACUAGGAGGAAGCCUGGCAGAUUCCUAUUUAGAUGAAGGCUUUCUGUUGGAUAAAAAAAUUGGAGUAAAUCAACCAAAGCGAAUUGAAAAUGCUAAAAUUCUUAUUGCAAAUACUGGGAUGGAUACAGACAAAAUAAAGAUAUUUGGUUCUCGUGUAAGAGUUGAUUCUACAGCAAAGGUGGCAGAAAUAGAACAUGCAGAAAAGGAAAAAAUGAAAGAGAAAGUUGAACGUAUUCUUAAGCAUGGGAUAAAUUGCUUCAUUAACAGGCAGUUAAUUUAUAAUUAUCCUGAACAGCUCUUUGGUGCUGCUGGUGUUAUGGCCAUUGAGCAUGCAGAUUUCGCAGGUGUAGAACGCCUGGCUCUUGUCACAGGUGGUGAAAUUGCCUCUACCUUUGACCACCCAGAACUAGUGAAACUUGGAAGUUGCAAGCUAAUUGAGGAAGUCAUGAUUGGAGAGGACAAGCUUAUUCACUUUUCCGGGGUAGCCCUUGGUGAAGCUUGUACUAUUGUUCUUCGUGGUGCCACUCAACAAAUUUUAGAUGAAGCAGAAAGAUCUUUGCAUGAUGCUCUUUGUGUUCUUGCCCAAACUGUGAAAGAUUCUAGAACAGUUUAUGGAGGAGGCUGCUCUGAGAUGCUGAUGGCUCAUGCUGUGACGCAACUUGCCAGUAAAACACCAGGUAAAGAAGCUGUUGCGAUGGAGUCUUAUGCUAAAGCACUGAGAAUGUUGCCAACUAUAAUAGCUGACAAUGCAGGCUAUGACAGUGCAGAUCUGGUGGCACAGCUCCGAGCUGCCCAUAGCGAAGGCAAUACAACUGCUGGACUGGAUAUGAAGGAAGGUACUAUUGGCGAUAUGGCAACACUGGGUAUAACAGAAAGUUUCCAAGUAAAGCGACAAGUUCUUCUGAGUGCGGCUGAAGCAGCAGAGGUGAUUCUCCGUGUGGACAACAUUAUCAAAGCAGCACCAAGGAAACGUGUGCCGGACCACCACCCUUGUUAAGCAUUCCUGUAUGCUGUUAUUUAACCUGGACCAGUUCACAGUAAAGUUGUUUGGAAGACUUUUGACUUCUUAAAGAUGACUACAGAAUCGAAGUUUAUCAGUGGUUCUUAUAUCCUUCAGUUUGGACAUUUAGCUGACCUUUUACUUUAACAUGGGUCUAAUUUAUUUGCUGUUCAUUUUCCAUAAAAUUUAGUUGAUUUAAAAGUCCAUUUCUCAUACUGUGCACCAAAAUAAAAAUUUGAACAGUUACUU